UCAUCAGUUCCAUCUAAUGCUGAUGAGAAUAAAAGUCAUCCUGAUUUGACACAUUUGGACCUAGCCACCACACUCAAGACUCAAGACUCAAGCUUCACAGAUUGGGUCUCUGACCCCUGCACCAAGAAACUGGUGCUCAAGAUGAGGAAGACAUCACAAGCACUGACAGUUGUGGAGGCAAAACAUGAGAUAGCUCUGAACCAAAUGGGGUUACAGGAAGACAUGGUGAGAAGUCUCAAGAAAGAAGUCACCCGGCUCACACAGGAGCAGGAGACAGCACAGAAGGUUCUCCUGGACAAGAACAAGGAAAUUGAGGAACUAACAGGAGCCAACAAGGGCAUGAAAGACACCAUAGAUGAACUGCUUGCUGAAAAGACAAAACUGACUAACAAACUGGCAAUGAUGGAAGGACAGGAAGAACAACGAUUUCGAAGCAGGCAUGCUGUGGGGGAAACCAGUGCCAGGGAAACCACAAAAGACACCAUGGAUGAGGAAGACAAGGUGACAAGUCUCCAGAGGGAAGUCACCCAACUCAAACAAAAGCUGGAGGAAGUGCAGAAACUUCUCCUGGACAACAAGAGGGAAAAUGAUGACUUAACAAAAGCCAACAAGGGCAUGAAAGACACCAUAAAUAAACUGACAAGGUCAAAGGAUGACAAUUUGGAGAGUCUUCAGAUGAAAGUCACCCAGCUCACACAGGAAAAAGAAGCAGUGCAGAAAGAGCUCUCAGACAAGAGUCAGGAACUUGAGGACUUAACAGGAGCCAACAAUGGUUUGAAAGAUGAACUGACUAACAAACUGGCAAGGAUGGAAGAAGAGGGGAAGUUGAAGGAUAGAAAGGUGGAGAGUCUUCAGGAGGAAGUCACCAGGCUCAAACAGGAGAAAGAGGCAGCACAGAAAAUUCUCUCAGACAUGGCAGGCAGUAGCCCAAGUAUGAAUGAUGAGGCAAGAGGAGGAGCUGCUGGCACAACAUCCGACGGAAGUCAUCAUAGAGGCCAGCGUCAACAUCGCUUUAAGUUACCGUCUUGCCUUUCUCCCAAGACAAAACCUUGAAUGUAGACCAGUAAUAAAAGAAGUGUCAGCGUGCAUGGUCCAUUGGUUAGUGACGGCCACUGAUCGAUGACCAGACUCUGUGAGUCUGAAACCUGACAAUCAAUCACCUGGCAUACAUGCUGCUGUAAAGGGUUGCAGUCCUUAUAGAAAGAGGGGAGUGACCCGUUGUUCAUUGUGCUUGUCAAUCAAUCAA
Messenger RNA from Branchiostoma belcheri (Belcher's lancelet), 1246 nucleotides. RefSeq names its product ankycorbin-like. Bases 142 to 1053 code for a protein of 303 amino acids. NCBI's taxonomy places the organism in Eukaryota, Metazoa, Chordata, Leptocardii, Amphioxiformes, Branchiostomatidae. The transcript has 2 exons. The record is from RefSeq and is a predicted model, not a curated record.